This is a messenger RNA of Peromyscus leucopus (white-footed mouse), 1688 nucleotides long. Its product is annotated as carcinoembryonic antigen-related cell adhesion molecule 3-like. Gene Ontology annotation, cellular component: external side of plasma membrane. Bases 21 to 710 code for a protein of 229 amino acids. Gene Ontology annotation, biological process: T cell activation. The record is from RefSeq and is a predicted model, not a curated record. NCBI's taxonomy places the organism in Eukaryota, Metazoa, Chordata, Mammalia, Rodentia, Cricetidae. The transcript is spliced from 3 exons.
CACCCUGGGGAGCAGAGACCAUGGAGUCCUCUUCUCUACUUCUCUGCAAAGGGCUCCUGCUCACAGCCUCCCUCUUGACCUGCUGGAAUGCACCCACUACUGCCGAGCUCACUAUUGAAUUAGUGCCUCCCAUGGUGGCUGAGGGUGGCAACUCCGUUCUCUUUGUGCACAAAAUGCCGUUGAACAUCCAGGCGUUUUACUGGUACAAACAGAAAGACCCGACGAAGAGCUAUGAAGUCGCCCGGUACUUAACACCCGACAACACAACUUCGAAGAUGCCUCAACAGAGCGGCAGGAAAACGGUGUUCUACAGUGGAUCCCUGCUGAUCAGAAACGUCACCCAGGCUGACAGCGGAUUCUAUACCUUACUAACAUUUAACACGGAAAUGGAAAGUGAACUAACACACGUGUAUCUGGAAGUCCACAAGCCUGUGGCACAGCCCGUCCUCCAAGCAGACGACACCACAGUAACAGAAGGUGGUUCUCUGACCCUCACCUGCCUCUCAGAAGACCCUGGACUCUCCAUCCGCUGGCUCUUCAAUCACCAGAGCCUGUAUUUCAAUGGCAGGAUGGCGCUGUCCCAGAAAAACAGCCAACUCAGCAUAGAUCCGGUCAGGAGGGAGGAUGUCGGAGAGUAUCAGUGUGAGGUCUCCAAUGGGUACAGCUCGAAGACGAGUCUCCCAAUCCAAAUGUCUGUGACCAGUGAGUGACCUCUCCUCUCUCCAGGCGCCACAGUGGGGGUGUGGGGGGGAUUUCUUUGUCGAUGAUAUGGAAAAUGGAGAACCGUUCCAGGGGAAAAUCAUCAGUGCAGACAGCAAGACAGCCAAGCAUGAGGACACAGACCUGGAACCCCAGGUUAGACAUGAGUCAGGAGGAAUGUGAGCACAAGGUUAGGUUAACCAGCUAGAGUUACAAAGAGACACCCAAUCUCAAAAUAAAAUAAAAUCCAAUAUAGUCAGCAAAACUGCAAAGGGAUUAAUUAAGGGCUUAGGUUCUGAGUCAAGUAUGGCUAAUCCUCGAAAACCACGGGGAACUGAUUUCAGGAGCCCCUCAGACUUCUGGAUGUUCUGAAUCCCCUGUUAAAAAUGGUGCAGUGCUUACACAGAAGCAAACCUAUCCUCCCAUGAGCUCAAAUCAUUUCCGAUGCCCAACACCAGUGCUGCCGAGACACCGUCACCCAUGUGCAGCGAGGAAGAGCGACCGGAGAAGGGUCUGCCCCUGCUUCACUGAGCACACAGCCGCUUUCUGAAUACUUUGGAUUCUCAGUUUGUUCCACCCACAGAUGGAAAACCCAUGGUGUAAAGACCCAAUUGGACUGUCUCUAUCCUGAGAUUGGCAUUUACAGUGUGACCUUGGACACGAUUUUUAUUUUCUGUUAACGGUACUUGGGGUGUGUGUGAAUUUAAAUGGCUUCCCAUUUUAGCCAUUUUGAAGCGUACAGUUCAUUGGCAUAAAGCAUCGUUAUAUUGUUGUGCAAACACCACCACUGUCCGUUUCCAAACCAUUUCUAAACACAUUCCAUUUCAUGCAGCCCCUGAUAAUGGGCACUCUACUUCUGUCUCUAUGUAUGUGGUGUCCACCUUUUUUUGUUAGCAUCGUACAAAGUGUGAUCCUGUUCUCUCAAGCCAUUCGGUCGGUGGCAUGCUGCUGGCUGGAUAUCCAUUAAAGAGCAUCCCUGGUACGGUCGA